AGCGAGAACUGGACGAAGACAUCGGCACCGGGCAAUACUCAUAGUUUGGAUUAAAGGCUGUAUUUUGAGUCUACGGCAAUAUAAAAUGACGGAGUCUUUUGUGAUCAAACUGAUUUGCGACAAUCGUGGGGCGAUUGAUUACGGAGAUCUAGUCGACAUUUGUUGUGGGCUUCUGGACGUAAAUGGCGUCAUCUUACAAAACGAUAUUUUUUCCGUUGUUACAAUUGAUGGAAACAAACGAGUUGUCGUUAAGACUAAAGUAAGACUGUGUAAAGUCAGAGACUGCACUGACUGCCACAAUUUGCACCUGUGCAAAUUCUACCUUUAUGGAGACUGUAAGAGGCAAGGGUGGCACUUUUGCCAUGACAUGAACUCGGAGCACAACGCUCGAGUCCUGCGAGACAACCAUCUGCAGGAACUGGACAGGAACCAACUCCGUACCCUGCUGCUUCAGAACGACAGCACCCUCUUACCACCGGUGUGCUUCUCGUACAACAAAGGCGAUGGGGCGUACGGAAACUGCCCAGACCAGGAGAGGUGCUGGAGGCUGCACAUCUGUGACCGCUACCUCAGAGGAGCCUGUCAGGCCGGGGCCAACUGCCGCAGGUCACAUGACUUCUUCGAGCCCCACCCACAGAAAACCCUGCAGGAGAGAGGCGUUCCCAGCGAGCUGAUUGGCUCCAUGCUGUCCGUCUACCAGAACAUCCAGGCCUUGAAGAACAGUGACAACGGUGCGAACAGGAAUCAGCCAACACAUGCAGGCAACGUGAACAGCAGCAGAAGACAACAAGAUAAAAAGAUGCCUUUCUCAGAAAAGACGGAGAUCUGCCUUUUCUUUGUCAAGGGAAGCUGCACAAAAGGAGACAGAUGCUGGAGAGACCACUCCACCAUGCCAUAUAAAUGGGAGGUGAGAAAUGGAGACAGCUGGACGGCUCUCCCAGACAACGAAGAGAUCGAGAGAGACUUCUGCGACCCCAGCAAUGUGGACAGCCGAGGAGUCCAGCCCGUUUAUUUUGACACCAUGACCCGCGGGCCGACCCAGGUCCGGCGUCUCUCCACGGUCUCCUCUGUGGUUCAGCCCAACUUCAUCCUCACCACCACCUGGGCCUGGUUCUGGCAGGACGAGCACAACAAUUGGAUCCAGUACUCCUCAGUGGAAGGGCAGCACGGACUCUCCUCCAUCACGAGCGAGGACCUGGAGAGGAAGUACCAGGAGGACAGCCGUGCUGUGAUGGAGUUCACGGCGGGGUCGCACGCCUUCAAGCUCAGUUUCCCAGACAUGGUCCAGACAAACGAACGAUUCGGCACCAAACGGCAGGUGAGGAGACGGCCUGUGUUUGUCUCCACAGCGGAUGCUCGGAGAGCCAGGACCAAGCCAGAUGAUUAUUUCAAAGCGGUGCCGGAAUACUGGGACAAAUCCAUGUUGCCGGACACUGGAUACAAGACGAUCCCUCUGCAGGAAUCCUCAGAAGAAUACCAGGAGAUCCUGGCUCUUUUCCAGAUGACGAUGGGGGCACACAGCGUACACAGUGUCGAGAGGGUCCAGAACCGGGCAUUGUGGGAAGCCUUUCAGUGGCAGAAGGAUCUGAUGAAUAAAAACGACGCCGGGAGAAAAGUCAAUGAGAGACUGCUGUUCCACGGCACCUUCUCCAUCCAUGUCGACGCCAUCUGCCAGCAGAACGUUGGGAAAGGGAGUUACUUUGCUGAAGAUGCGAGCUACUCGCAUGUCUUCACCGGUACCUCAGAAGUGAGGACCAUGUUUGUGUGCCAGGUGUUGGUCGGCUACUACGGCUACGGGGACUCCGUGCUCUACGACAGCUGCGUGGACAACAUACACGACUCCUCCGUUUUUGUUGUUUCUGAGAAGCACCAGGUUUACCCCGAGUACAUCCUGAAGUACGGAGAAGAUAUGCGUCUUUCCUCCGCGGGAGCCAUGGAAACUGUGACAUCUCUUGGCCUCAACUCAACUCAAUCAGCACGCUGUGCCUCCACUUUACCUACUAUGACCCAAAAUCCCAAAGCCAAACGCCCAGUCACUGCCAACUCUGGGACCCCAAAACCUGUACAAGCUCCGCCCCCAGUCUUUGCCAGCUCUGUGACCCCAAAACCUGUACAAGCUCCGCCCCCAGUCUUUGCCAGCUCUGUGACCCCAAAACCUCUACAAGCUCCGCCCCCAGUCUCUGCCAGCUCUGUGACCCCAAAACCUGUACAAGCUCCGCCCCCAGUCUCUGCCAGCUCUGUGACCCCAAAACCUGGACAAGCUCCGCCCCCAGUCUCUGCCAGCUCUCAGUACCCAAAAUCUGUACAAGCUCCGCCCCCAGUCUCUGCCAGCUCUGUGGCCCCAAAACCUGUACAAGCUCCGCCCCCAGUCUCUGCCAGCUCUGUGACCCCAAAACCUGUACAAGCACCGCCCCCAGUCAGGCCCCGCUCUGUGACAUUCAAACCAACACAAGCUCCGCCCCCUUUCACAACCUCUUCUGUGACCUCCAGAGUAAAAGAUCUGGGAGAAAUGUUUUACCCAUCCUGGGGCCAGUCCUCAGAUAGCACAGGGACGGCCAGCUCCCCUUCUGAUUCCGACGGCACAUAUUCCCAGACCCCAACCAGCGCAUCUCCGUCCACAUCGUUCCCUGGAGACGGGUAUUCACCGAGCGCAGCGACAGGAACGUCUUCUCAGAGUGGUUCCACCAGCGCUAUGGAUGGGUCCCGAAAUGAGGACGGCAGCUAUGGUGCCUUCAUCCGUAGAAGCGGGCUCGACCCGAAGUAACUGCAAAGAUCUGUGGGAUCUCCUACCUCAGUGAUGAAUGGCUCUCUUUUAAUUUUCAUGUGAAUACUGACACCCCUUUUCUAUGCAAAAGCCAGAAUAUACACGGGAUAUUUAACACGAGAUAGACCCGCAUUUUGACGUGUUCUUGAUGCUCCCGGGAAAGUCCCUGGUCUUUGCCGUUUCACACCAGGCUUGUGACUUUCCCGGGUCGCCAAGUUUACUUCCGUUGGUCUACAGGUCGCUGCUGAACAAGGCUGUCCCCAAUGUCAUUAAAUAACCAGGCCUUAUGUUCCCACAAACUGAUCUGUAGGCCGAAUCAUUUGCAGAUUUUUUUUUCGUUCAUUUUGAAGAUUCUGGCUGAGGGUGUUUGGUCAGGCAAUCUUAUAUUGUAGACGAUUUGUUCUCUUUAUUCUGUCAUCCAAUGUAAGCUUAAUGCUCUUUUACAGUAUACAAUCAUGUUCAAGCAUCUUUCGUUCAAGCCUCGGUGUAGCCAUGAUAAUAUCUGCACAGCUGUUGCGCCCUUGAGCAAGGCCCUUAACCCCUUCCCCGCCAAUUAUUUUGGAAAAAACCUGUCCUUUUCAGACGAAUUUUUUAAAAUUAUAUUUAAUACAGUAUUUUGAACUAAACAUUUGGGGUGUAAUUUGUUGAAAAAAAAAAAAACAACGAAUGAAUGGCGCGAAUCAAAAUAAAUGCCGCUGAGAGCAUUGACUACUGUAGGUGUUAAUCUAUGUAAUAAUUGUUAUGCUCUCAUGCAGUGGUCUAGUUUAUGUUGAUGACGUGACGUCAAAGUAUGUUCACGUAUGUUUAAUGACGUCACUGUUUUACGUGAGGUUAUAUAUGUGAGU
This is a messenger RNA of Conger conger (European conger), 3609 nucleotides long. Its product is annotated as protein mono-ADP-ribosyltransferase PARP12-like. Bases 86 to 2764 code for a protein of 892 amino acids. The transcript is spliced from 12 exons. Gene Ontology annotation, molecular function: NAD+ poly-ADP-ribosyltransferase activity; metal ion binding. The record is from RefSeq and is a predicted model, not a curated record. Lineage: Eukaryota; Metazoa; Chordata; Actinopteri; Anguilliformes; Congridae.